UUUGUGCUCUCUUCUCUUUUCUUUCCAGUUCAACAGAAUGGAGUCCGACACUGCUCCUACACAGCAUCCAGAAAAAACCUGUAUGUUAACAAAAACACAAAGGUUAUCUGUCAGGGUUUUACAGGCAAACAGGGCACCUUUCACAGCCAGCAGGCAUUGGACUAUGGCACCAAUCUAGUUGGAGGAAUUUCUCCAGGGAAAGGGGGAAAAACUCAUCUAGGUCUGCCUGUGUUUAAUUCUGUGAAGGAGGCCAGAGAAAAAACGGGUGCUUCAGCCACUGUCAUCUACGUCCCUCCCCCGUUUGCUGCUGCUGCCAUCACCGAGGCCAUCGAUGCAGAGAUGCCCCUGGUGGUUUGCAUCACCGAGGGCAUCCCCCAGCAGGACAUGGUGCGGGUCAAGCACCGGCUGCUGCGGCAGAGCAAGACCCGCCUGGUGGGCCCCAACUGCCCCGGGGUCAUCAAUCCUGGAGAAUGUAAAAUUGGUAUCAUGCCUGGUCACAUUCACAAGAAAGGAAGAAUUGGUAUUGUGUCAAGAUCUGGAACCCUGACAUAUGAAGCUGUUCAUCAGACAACACAAGUUGGGUUGGGGCAGUCUAUUUGUGUAGGUAUUGGAGGCGAUCCCUUCAAUGGAACUAAUUUUAUUGACUGCCUUGAUGUCUUCCUGAAGGAUCCUAAUACUGAGGGGAUCAUACUGAUUGGGGAGAUUGGAGGAAAUGCUGAAGAAGAUGCAGCAGCAUUUUUAAAGGAAAAUAAUUCUGGCCCCAACGCCAAGCCCGUGGUGUCCUUCAUCGCCGGGCUGACGGCUCCUCCGGGCCGGCGGAUGGGCCACGCUGGAGCCAUCAUCGCUGGGGGAAAGGGGGGAGCCAAGGAGAAGAUUGCAGCCCUCCAGAGUGCAGGGGUUGUGGUCAGCAUGUCCCCUGCCCAGCUGGGCAGCACCAUCUACAAGGAGUUUGAGAAAAGAAAAUUGCUGUGAGAGAAGACACUUUGGAAUACUUUCUCCAAAACACCAGUGCAGCACCAGGCCUCCGCUUAUUUUUUGUCUGCUAAUCUUCAGUUGCCCCAAUGACUUGCCAUUGGUCAAUGAACUGGACUUGGAAGCCAUAAACCUCCUGGCUAAACCUGUUUUGGUGUCUCCUUGUUUCCAGACAUUGUCACCCUGUUGUAAAUCACAGCAAAUUAAUAAAUCUACUACUAAAUCUGA
Molecule: messenger RNA, 1200 nt
Organism: Ficedula albicollis (Collared flycatcher)
Lineage: Eukaryota; Metazoa; Chordata; Aves; Passeriformes; Muscicapidae
Gene: SUCLG1
Product: succinate-CoA ligase, alpha subunit
Exons: 8
Biological process (GO): tricarboxylic acid cycle
Cellular component (GO): mitochondrion; succinate-CoA ligase complex (ADP-forming)
Molecular function (GO): succinate-CoA ligase (ADP-forming) activity; succinate-CoA ligase (GDP-forming) activity
Source: RefSeq, a predicted model, not a curated record